Molecule: messenger RNA, 2495 nt
Organism: Pseudogymnoascus verrucosus
Lineage: Eukaryota; Fungi; Ascomycota; Leotiomycetes; Thelebolales; Thelebolaceae
Gene: SEC6
Product: SNARE-binding exocyst subunit S6
Exons: 1
Coding region: 72-2333 (753 amino acids)
Biological process (GO): exocytosis; exocyst localization
Cellular component (GO): exocyst
Molecular function (GO): SNARE binding
Source: RefSeq, a predicted model, not a curated record
ACGAUCGCAGCGCAUGGGCAACGCAAAUUGACGGCAAAGAAAAGCCAUGAUAAGACGUUAGAAUCGCCACCAUGGAUACAAUUGACAGCACGGCGGUGAAGCUCACCGAGCUCCUCCGGCACCCCGAAGACCUCGACAAGAUCCCCGCCCUCAAAUCCGAGUUCACGCGCAAGAAGGCCGCCUUCGACUCCCAGCUGCGGAUUGGCCUCAAGGAGCAAUUGGAGGUCACGCAGGCGGGGAUGAAUAAUAUCACGGAUGGCCAGCGUACGGUUCAGGCGAUCAAGGAGGAGAUGAUGAAGAUUGACAAGCUGUGCGCGGAGGCGCAGGAUAUGAUCCAUGAUUUCCCCAACAUCAAUCUCGUCUCGCAAACACAUCGGAACUUUAGUGCGGUGGAGGAGAUGAUGCAGAAUCUGGAGGGGUUUAAGGAGAGGUUGGAUCGUGUGGGGUACAUGUUGCAGCAGGACGAGGAGGACGAGGAGAAUAUGCCGAAUCUGCUGAAUGUUCAUUAUGAGCUGACUAGGCUAAGGAAUAUUCGCGAUGAUGCUAUGGAGCAGAUUCAGAGGGCCGAGGAUGCGAGUUUUCAGGGAGACUUGGAGACGCUAUUUGGGGACUUGGAUGAUAUCAUUGAGAUGUUUGAUGAGCAUAUUGGCAAGAUUGCGCUGAAUCUUAUCAAUAUCCUGAUCAGUGGGAAUAACGCUAUGGUGGUGCGGCUUGCGGUUAUUAUCGAGGCGGAAGAGAAGAGCGAUAAGAUGGUGAUUGCUUUACAAGAGGCGCUGAAGGACCACAAGGAGAUUGCCGCCAGGUUUCAGGGCAUUACGGAUGGAGCGAAACAGACCAGAGGGUACAAGGACAAGUUCUUGCAGGCAAUCCGGAUACACGCCGAGCAGAAUAUGUCAGAGAGCCAAGAGACAUUCCUCGACGAUUCGACAAAGAUUGAGAAGAGCAUGCGUUGGUUCUUCAAUGACCUAAAUGCCGUCAAACAGGGCAUGGUUCCCCUAAUGCCGAAGAAAUGGAAGAUCUUCCAGACAUACGGCAAGAUCUACCACAGCGUAAUGCACGACUUCCUCAUCGGAAUGGUGGACGACCCCGAGACCAGCUCCUCCCAUAUGCUCGCCAUCCUCAACUGGCCAGAGAAGUACUACGUCAAGAUGCAAAAGCUCGGCUUCCGCGCCGACGAGCUGAGCCCUCACGUCAUCGACUCUCGUGAAACGGAACUUGUGAAGGACUUCCGCCAGCUCAUCAUCCGCUUCCUCGAUGAGUGGAUCAGCCGCAUCGCGCAGUCCGAGAAGCGCGACUUUGCUGACCGCAGCACUGAUGGCGCAAACCUCGAUACCGAUGAGUUUGGCUACUUCCGUACUCGCAAUCUUGUCGAUCUGUGGCGCAUGCUGCGCGAGCAGACUGAUGCCGCAGGUAACAGCGAGCGCACCGACGUCGUAGAAGGUGUUAUCGACACCAUGUUCCAGCGCCUCAAGACGCGCCAGGUCGCAUGGCAGAAGAUGCUCGAUGACGAAGCGGACAAAUACACUGGCGCAAAUCCCGACAUGGAAGGUUUCCAAGCUCUACAAGAUUGGCUCGUAGCAACCGCCAACGACCAAAUCGCCUGUAUAGACGACAACGAAGAAGCCGGCCGCUUCGGCUACCUCACCUCCUUUCGCGAGAAGCUCGCCCCCCUCGUCUCCUCCGCCUACCUCUCCCACGCCGACGCCGAAAUCGCCUCCCUCCGCGACGGCUACGUCGACCUCUCCACACACUGCAUCUCCACCUUCGCGCAACUAAUCCUCCGCGUCGACUUCCGCACCGUGAUGCCCGAAUUCUUCACGCCGAAAUGGUACACCACAACCGCUAUGAAGCAAAUCGUCGUCACAUUCGAAGAAUACGUCGGGGACUACAAACUCGUCCUCCACCACUCCCUCCUCGACAUCCUCAUCGAAGAAAUGUCCGACGCCCUCCUCGUCGCCUACCUCGGCUGCGUCCGCAACCGCGGCGCCAAGUUCCGCCGCCAGGAGCCCUUCCAAGAUAAGCUCUUCGAGGACGUCAGCACGGUGUUCGAGUUCUUCACUAGCUUCCCCAGCCCGGACGUCGCGGAUAUCAUUAAGACGAAGUGGCGCGUUACUGAGCCGUUCAGCCAGCUCCUCCUUGCGGAUAAGGCGUCCGUGCCGGAUGUGUUUGAGGGGUUUAAAACGGAUUACUGGGAUUUGCAGCUUAGUUGGGUGGAGGCGGUGUUGCGAUCGAGAGAUGAUUUCGAUAGGGCGUUGCUGAAUAGCGUUAAGGCGCGCGCGGCGCAGAUGGAGAUCAACAGGGGACAGGAAACGAUUAUGAGUAAAGUGAAAUAGAGGGAAGAGUAGUGUUAUUUUGACGGCAGCGAGGCGUUGGGGUUGGUUGGGUAGCCACGGCAGUGGCUUCGCAUUAUAGGAGUCUUGAGAUUUUGUAUACGGAGAAGUGCUUGAUCACAAAAAGCAGAUUUAUAAGUGGUUAAAUAAAUUUCUUGACAAAGC